UAAACAUUCAAGUCUUUAACAAUCAUGUAAAAUUUUCCAGUUAAUUUUGGUUUUAUCAAGAAAACUCAAGAUAAAUUUUAAAUAUUACAAAUACUUGUUUGGAACUCAAGACAGGCUCAAGAUUAUUGAAGCAAAAUUUUAAAAUGUGAAGACAUCACUAUACUUUAUAAAUAUUAUUCCUCAGAAGAACUUAUUAGGGAAAAAUAAAAAAAUGGCGCAAGCUCAGAGCAGCCAGUUAUCAUUGUAUGUCAAACAACUUCUUCAUCUGCUUGGUUCACUUGAAACCAUUCUGAACUCUGACCCACAAGGCAAUAAGCUAGAAACUGAGAGGUCCUUGGCACCUGUACCAACCAAGAGUUGCCAGUUACCAUCAUCAGAUAGAAUCCCACUACCGAAACCAUUCGAUUCAUGGGUAUCACCUCCUGAUGGCGAGUGGAUUAUAAAUCAUACAGGGCAUGCAGUCUUAGUUCCUUUCCUAAAAAGUCCACUUUAUGGGACAUGGUUUAUGAACUCUUCAGGCAACCCAGAAUUUUUACCCGAUGGAAGACAACUUCUUCCCCUUCCUCAGGGAGGAAAAUGGACCAUCUCAUCUAGUGGAAGGCCUGAGUGGGUUGUUACACAAAACCCUACAAUUACAACUGAAGAACAAACCACUCCCCCUCCUGGCGAGUGGAUUAUAAAUCAUACAGGUUAUGCAAUCUUAGUUCCUUUCCAAAAAAUGAGGCUUUUUGGGACAUGGUUUAUGAACACUUCAGGCAAACCAGAAUUUUUACCCGAUGGAAAAAUAUUUCCUUCACUUCCUCAGGGAGGAAAAUGGACCAUCUCAUCUAGUGGAAGGCCUGAGUGGGUUGUUACACAAAACCCUACAUGUACAACUGAAGAACAAACCACUCCCCCUCCUGGCGAGUGGACUAUAAAUCAUACAGGGUAUGCAAUCUUAGUUCCUUUCCAAAAAAUGAGGCUUUUUGGGACAUGGUUUAUGAACACUUCAGGCAAACCAGAAUUUUUACCCGAUGGAAAAAUAUUUCCUUCACUCCCUCAGGGAGGAAAAUGGACCAUCUCAUCUAGUGGAAGGCCUGAGUGGGUUGUUACACAAAACCCUACAUGUACAACUGAAAAACAAACCACUCCCCCUCCUGGCGAGUGGACUAUAAAUCAUACAGGGUAUGCAAUCUUAGUUCCUUUCCAAAAAAUGAGGCUUUUUGGGACAUGGUUUAUGAACACUUCAGGCAAACCAGAAUUUUUACCCGAUGGAAAAAUAUUUCCUUCACUUCCUCAGGGAGGAAAAUGGACCAUCUCAUCUAGUGGAAGGCCUGAGUGGGUUGUUACACAAAACCCUACAUGUACAACUGAAGAACAAACCACUCCCCCUCCUGGCGAGUGGACUAUAAAUCAUACAGGGUAUGCAAUCUUAGUUCCUUUCCAAAAAAUGAGGCUUUUUGGGACAUGGUUUAUGAACACUUCAGGCAAACCAGAAUUUAUACCCGAUGGAAAAAUAUUUCCUUCACUUCCUCAGGGAGGAAAAUGGACCAUCUCAUCUAGUGGAAGGCCUGAGUGGGUGGUUACACAAAACCCUACAAUUACAACUGAAGAACAAACCACUCCCCCUCCUGGCGAGUGGACUAUAAAUCAUACAGGGUAUGCAAUCUUAGUUCCUUUCCAAAAAAUGAGGCUUUUUGGACAUGGUUUAUGA
Messenger RNA from Macrosteles quadrilineatus (aster leafhopper), 1693 nucleotides. RefSeq lists its product as uncharacterized. The transcript is spliced from 2 exons. The record is from RefSeq and is a predicted model, not a curated record. Bases 212 to 1693 code for a protein of 493 amino acids. NCBI's taxonomy places the organism in Eukaryota, Metazoa, Arthropoda, Insecta, Hemiptera, Cicadellidae.